Molecule: messenger RNA, 330 nt
Organism: Benincasa hispida (wax gourd)
Lineage: Eukaryota; Viridiplantae; Streptophyta; Magnoliopsida; Cucurbitales; Cucurbitaceae
Source: RefSeq, a predicted model, not a curated record
AUGGAAUUUGAGACUGUUGUUAAAAUGUUCUUAAAAGUGGCCUCUAUGAAAGGUAUUAUGAGGUUUAGCAGGAAAGGGAAGUUGAGUCCGAGACACAUUGGACCUUGCGAGGUCUUGGAACGAAUUGGCCCUGUAGCGUAUCGAUUGGCAUUGCCUCCAGCACUGUCUUCAUUGAAUGACAACUUGAGCUACGAGGAGAAACCUGUAGAGAUUCUCGCCAGAGAGAUAAAGACAUUACGCCACAGGGAGAUAGCAUUUGUGAAAGUCCUGUGGCAGAUUCAUCAGUUCAAGGAAGCCACUUGGGAGCGAGAGGAUGAGAUGAGGGCCUAG